Heterobasidion irregulare TC 32-1 is the source of this 3240-nucleotide messenger RNA. RefSeq lists its product as uncharacterized. The coding region runs from base 1 to 3240 and encodes 1079 amino acids. The record is from RefSeq and is a predicted model, not a curated record. NCBI's taxonomy places the organism in Eukaryota, Fungi, Basidiomycota, Agaricomycetes, Russulales, Bondarzewiaceae. Gene Ontology annotation, cellular component: trans-Golgi network. The transcript is spliced from 13 exons.
AUGAUUCCGCCCACUCCCAAAAAGCGACUAAGUGGAAUUGGUGUUGCUUCGUCCCAUGGCAGGCUUUACAAAGUUCUAGGAGAUUUUUUUUUGCUUGCAGGGAGAACAGAGGACGCCUCAAUAUGGUUCGCGAAGUCCUCCAUCGCGUUGUUCAAGCUACCAUCAGACACCGUAUGGCACGCUUCUGCGCUAGAGGGCUUGGCUGUCUUGUCUGUAUUGGAUGCGUGGUCGUCCGGUCAGGGAUUACAAGCUUCUUUCAGCAACUCUAGAGAGCCGUGGUCAGAUAUCUCGGAGAGAUUGAGUCAGGCCAUCACACUCUAUUCCAAAGCUGUGCCUUCAUCUUCAUCUGACGCGGAGCAACGCCUGGACAUACUGGCCUAUUUGUACUCUACAGCUGUUCUCCGACAGACUUCCCUUUUUUUUGCAACUUGGUCAGCUAAGGGCUGGGGCCCGCUCGCGUUUACGGCUAUGCUACAUCCCGGCCCUCUGCCCUAUAUACCACCAACUCUCGCAUACGCCGAGUAUAAUACUCCCGCGAACCGCGACCGCCUUUCGUCCAUCUCAGGCAUUACCGCCUCCCACAUAUCUGUUAUUCUCGCGCAGGCUCACGGUCCAUGGCUCCUGCACAUGGGCCAUCGUGAACGCAUCAUCAUACUUGAGGAAAUAGCGUCUAUGUAUUCCUCACUGGGAUAUCACCGCAAGGAGGCCUACAUUCUCCGGGAAGUUAUCGGCUGUGUUAUGGAUCUGAUGGUAUGUGGCCGGGAGGAAGCUGGAGACAUCGGUCUUGGGUAUGCUCUUGCAAAUGCUGCGAGCAUGAUGCAAGACAAGGGGGCUGUUGGUGUGAAGGAGAAUGAGCGGCCCGACGGAAAUGAGAGCGUUCUAAAGCUAGUGAAGCAUGUGUGCAAUGUCCACGGAGUCAAUCUUAGCGUAGUGAAGCUCAUUGACACUGGGUCAAUCACAAGUGACGGGCCCUUGGAGACGGAAGCCAGUCAGAACGAAGACCCAGAAGAGGUCAUACUCGAAGAUCCGUACGGAUGGCCCGAGCUUCAGGUAGGCAUCGUUCGUGAAGCUUUGGCUGUCGCGGAAGCCUUACCAGAUUCCCCAGCUGCUGCACAGUUUGCUUUGUCGGCGUUGAAAUCACUACACGCAGUCUUGAGCGAGGAGGAUCAAUACCAUUUCUACUACACCUCUGCUCGGGCACUGACUACAGCACGGCGCAGAGGAGACAAGAGAGUUAUCGAUUAUUGGUCUGGACGGCCUGUCGAUAGUAUCGAAAUAUUGCCGCUGCCACCCGUGAAGCUCCUCGUUGAGAACCCAAUGUCAAUCCUAUCUCCCCGUCAGUCACAUGGGGUUAGCAUCCUAACCGGAAUGACCGAUCCAUUCCUUUAUAAUCCUCGAAGGGCGUUUGCAUCUCAGGGACAAACAUUAGUGGUAAAGAAUGAAAUUCUGGAGCUUCGCUUAACCUUGCGCAAUCCAUAUGUCUUUAAUCUCGAGAUUGAAGCUUUGGCUCUCAGUACAUCCGGCGUGCCUUUUGAGUCGAAACCCAUAUCGGUUGUCAUACCAGCAAACUCUUUCCACUCGAUUACCAUGUCAGGCAAGCCAUUAGACACGGGCAUAUUGACUAUUCGGGGAUGCUUUGUUCAAGCGCCAGGGGGUGCUUCACACGAGUUUGUCUUGCCGCUCUCAACUUUGGAAGAAGAAGAUAAGAAAUCCCGUCGACGAAGCACAAUUGCUUGUGAAUCAGGGCGCUCUAAAUACCAUGGACUGGAAUCCCGUCCAUGGGAGAAAGCUGGAAAGAGGCUCAGUAUCCAGAAGAAAGGAACCAAAGCAUCAACGGAGUUGCGUCGCUUUCUGGAUUGCAAAGUCGUUCCAGAACAGCCGUUACUUCGAAUUCGAUGGAGCUCCCUUACGCACGGUGCUGUCAUGCUGUAUGAUGGUGAGACUUCGACCAUCCGUCUGACACUGGAAAAUGUCUCGUCACUACCGAUUGACUUCCUCCGGUUAACCUUUGAUGAUUCGACUAUUCCACCUGCACAGCAAGCGUUGGUUGACGGCGAACUUUCCGUCUUCGACACAUAUGAGACAGAGUAUGAAUUAAUCAGUCGACCAGUCUUUUCAUGGAGCUCAGAUCUGCAGCAAACCAAAAUUCCACCUCAUCGAAAGGUUACCAUUGUGAUUACAUGCCUUGGUAAAGUCGGUUGUACGAGUGGUGCGAUUCAUGUUGCAUAUGGCUACGUCCAUCGCAAACAAGACACUCUACAGAAACCGUCAGACGUUUUCCACACCAGACGGCUGUCAUAUCCUGUGCUGGUGACCGUGUACCACAUGCUGGAGUGCCAUCGAAUGGAUAUCCUGCCCUUUAGACCACAGGCGGUCUUCAAUUCAAAUGACGACCAAGGUGACAACAACAGUGAUACUGCACGAAAGAAGCUCUUGUGUGUCGAUGAAGAUAGCUGGUGCUUGUUCUCCAUAGACGUGCGGAACACGUAUGGCCUCCCGUUCGAGGUUACAUUCGACCGGAUACAAGAAGGCUCUCUACAUGCAUCUACCACAUGCUUAGUUGCACCAGGAUCAACAUCGCGCAUUGUUCUUCCUCUUAAAAAGUUCUUGCUUCCAGACGACAUUGCAUCACAGCCAAUACCUACCCUGUCAGACAGACAGUUUGUAGUGGCCAAGUCAAACCUUACCUCUGGAGAGGAGGUGGCACAGCGCGAACUGUUCUGGUACAGGGAGGAACUCUUUAAAUGCGUUCGCGGGCGCUGGCGCGAGGCUGGAGGUACCCGGUCUGGAGAGCUUUCGUUGCGACAGCAGAGAAUGAGUCUGCCCAUGCUAGAGAACCUACGGACCGAAAGUGCGAGAGUGUCGAUGUGUCUGGUUUGUCGCGACAAUGCCCUCGAUGACCCUUGGCAGACAGUAGACCAAAAGGAUAGCAAAUUCCUACCCAAAGCGUAUGACUUCGUCUAUCUUCAAAUAAAAGUCACGAAUUUGUCCCUGUCACCAUUGGUGCUCACUGUGGAUGUUCUUGCAGACCCUUCGGAUCACGUUAUCCAAGAGGGUGUUAUGUUAGAUAUACCUCUUGGAAAUCUAGACAGUGGUGAAUCACGGGAGAUUGAAACAGCUUUAUGUUUCGUGUCGUGUGGUCGAUUUGAAAUCACUGCAGAAGUUAGAGUGAUGGGUCUCAGUCGCGACGAGGGAAAGGUUGGGACCGGACUGCUGACGGCUAUCGUCCGAGAUGAGUAG